AGCCAUUUUGGCUCAAGGGUGGGCUCGCCUCGGGGGCAAGCCAUGUGGGCAGGGUCGGGGAGCUGAAGUUUCCUCGAUCUUGCCCGCGCUCCAUACCUGGCAAGCAUGACGCUCGGCGCUGCAGAUGGCCUGCCUGGCGGCAGCGCACCUGCUUCGCUGACGCUGCGGUUCAGUGACCCUGGUCUGGAGGCCGGCUUCGCCAAGCACCGCGUGCCUCUGCUCCUAUCCAGCAUGCGCAAGUGUUCUCUGUGUCUCGCGCUGCUGAUCUUGGUCAUCCUGAUCGUAGAGCAGCCAUGGGAUAGGCGUCCCGAGCGCUAUGGCAGUCUCCUCGAAAGAGACGUGAAAGAGCGCUGCCAUCUUGCUGUUACUUGCUCUUUGUUCCUGGCGUUCUUCGCGUUCUGCACGUGGUCCUGUCCUUGCAUGAACAGGUUGAGCGCUCGCGCGCUGGAGAUCGUCGGUGUGUCCAUGAUUACUAUUGGGCUAGCAGCACACACUUUCGCCAUUCCAUGGUAUAUGGCCCGUGUCCUGGGCUAUGACGCAGAAGAGGUCAUCGAAGGGGCCAACGAUGCAAACUUAUUACUUGCCAUUGAUUGCGUUGUCACAGCAGCCCACUUGCUGUUGCCUAUCAGAUUCUUUGCAAUCGUUGCUAUUGAUUUGGCCGGCGUUCUGGCAUAUAUCGUUCCUGUGUUUGCACUCGAAGGGCCUGAGAUGCACAACGCUCCGAUUCACACGUGCUUUCUGGUUUGUCUCAUUUGCCUGGCAUCUCUAGGGAAACACGCCAUUGAAUACCACGAGCGCUGCUCAUAUGUGCUAGUCAUCACUGAGAAGCGUCUCCGGUUCGAGUCGGAAUUCGCAUUGUCAGCGAUGUCGGCGGGGCAGAAGGAGGAAUCAACGCCUGGACGUCCCCCUUCCAUCAGCGGAGCGUCGUUUCCGUCGACUUCAGCGACUGAGAGUGCCUUCAAGAUUGGCAACGAUACAACGGCCAGCUUGCAGCAGCUUGCGGAAAUUGGUGAGAAGGAGCAGUGGCUGGUACCAAUGGAAGACGUGGCUAUACCUUCAGGUCCACUGCUUGGCGAGGGGGGAUUUGGACGAGUUUACACGGGUCUGUACCUGGGAGUCGCAGUCGCGUUGAAAUUUCCGAAAGAAUCUCUGAGGAGAUCCCACGUCGUCUCGAUUUGCAACGAGCUGCGCAUUCUGCGAAGGUUGAGACAUCCAAAUAUCGUGAGUUUCCAUGGGGCCUGCGUGGACAUUUCAAAAAGCACCCUAGGGCUCAUUCUCGAUUGUGUGAAGGGGUCCACACUGGGGCAAUUCAUCCGGAGCAGGCUGGGAGACUCUCGUAGCGGCGAUGUCAGCUUACAGGGCCGUCCGAACGAUGCAGUCCGAGUGACGUUGCUUGUGGAUGUUUCGUCCGCGCUGUCUUAUUUACAUUCGAGGACUCCCCGCGUAGUUCACGGUGACCUAAAAACGCAAAACAUAUUUGUGGUGAAAGAGGGUUCAUCCGCGCCUGUCCGAGCUAAGCUGCUCGACUUCGGUCUUGCAAGAGCUUUGACAAAACAUGCGAACCCGUUGGGCGGAACUCUGCGCUGGGCGGCACCAGAGGUCAUUCGUGGUCGGGCUGCGCCGAGCACCGCGGCAGAUGUGUUCUCAUUCGGUCGUCUGAUCUUCUUCGUCGCCACAAGCUUGUACCCAUUCGGUCGAACCGAGGACAUGGAGCUAAUAAAGAAGGGAGCGCAGCCUCAGUCCGAGUUGGCAAUGUUGGUCGGCAACGGGCUGGCGGGCAAAUGCAGGUGCCUUGUAGAGCAGUGUUGCCAACUCCAGGUGGCUCCCCGACCGCCCAUGCGGCAGGUGCACUCAGAAGUUAUGAGCUGGAGAGAAGUGUGGCCUGAUUUAAGGCAUCACUUACGAAAGGUAGACCCACAUGCUAUUCAAGAGCCCGGAGUGCCCAUGCUGGCAACUUCCUCGCACAGGGGCAGGGGAAGUGCAAGCAGAAGCCUUGCUGCUUCCUCUUUUGCGCCCACACCGAACGAAACGGUUAUGGCUAUGAUCACUGAGCUGUUGGUCUCAUGCAAUGUGACCAUCGAUGCAGAAGCAUGCUGCUUCUACCAUGGUGCGCUCGUGAGCCUUCGCCACCACUGCAACGAGCUCCGCGAGCGCCCAUGCUGGAAUCGCACUCCAGCGGACAUUCAGAACACACAGUGCCAGCAGUGUGGGGUGCUUGCGCUAGUGGAGACACCUCCUUCAGGCGACAGCAGCUCCAGGUGCUUCUUCUGUGAUGGCCCUUAUUACCAAGGCGCCAGAAAUCAAGCAGCCUCGGAGGUCUCUAUAUAGGCUCACAAUGUUUAACAGCCGCCGUCGUUGAUCAUACCAUCUUCGAGCGGCGAGACACGACCAGCUCUGAGAGCGUUCAUGAUUUCAUCGACCUCCUGAAUCUACAUCGUGCUGAGCGUUUCGUUCGCCAGGCCAGUCCUGUCUUGCUUUCUCAGUCGAUCUUGGAUCUCUUCCCUGCUGCUGCUGCUGCUGCUGCUGCUGCUGCUUCUCCCGCCACUGUAGCUGCCGCCUUCGCCCGAGUCGGCGGCCCUGAUCAGCAAGGCACGAGCAUGCAAGCCGCAUUUGUCUGGCUGCUGCUCCGAGAGGGCCGUGCCCAGGCGAGGCUGCAGCACCGCUCAACGAUGUGCUUUUGAUCGAGCCUGCAGGGUGCGCCCUUCCUUUCUCUGUGCACGUCAGUUUUGGCUUAGGCUUCAGCCGUGGAUGCACUGCGCUGCGCCUUCGGGCCUGCUCGCAGGCAUGCUCACCUAUUCGGGCCAGCUCUGAGAGCGCCUUCGGGCUUCUUCACAGGCGCGCUCAUCUGGGUGCCUGCCCACCUCGGCAGAGGGCUGGUAGUGAGAUAGUGCUCACAUGUUCACUCGCUCAGACCACGCCAUGCCCCUGCCUGACGUUUCAAGCCACGCUUCACGCUUUUGAUGCUUGAGGCCACGCUGUACUGCCUGUUUUUCUAGGCCACGCUUCGAUCAUUUGCCCUUGGCAGCCCCGCUUCGGACGGCAUGUCCCGAGCGGCCAGCGCCCUGCCGCCGCCUCUCUCUUCGUCCCUCGCCCCCCUUUUGCCUCGCUUCGUUGUCGGGCACCCGCCGACUUCAAGCAUUCGGUUAUUUGCCAUCCUCCUCGUUUUGUUUUCUUCCAAACGGCAAGACCUUUUGCUCAUGUGGCCGCACCGCAUCAAACGGGCCGUUUUCGAGCCUGUCCAGCCGGGCGAGCUGGCCCAGCCGGACUGAGCCUCUCCUCCAAGUUUGCUAAGAGGUUCGAGCUUGCAACACGGUCUGACAUUGCCCUGCAGAGUCCGACUCGUCCGUGACAUGAUCUCCGUUGAGUGCACGUUUUCGGAGAGA
This is a messenger RNA of Prorocentrum cordatum, 3383 nucleotides long. The record is from the annotation of a GenBank genome assembly. NCBI's taxonomy places the organism in Eukaryota, Dinophyceae, Prorocentrales, Prorocentraceae.